Molecule: messenger RNA, 2375 nt
Organism: Linum tenue
Lineage: Eukaryota; Viridiplantae; Streptophyta; Magnoliopsida; Malpighiales; Linaceae
Source: the annotation of a GenBank genome assembly
AUCGAAAUCCAAAGCGAACAAUAUAUUCAUCGGGAAAAGGUUCGGGAUGUUACAUUACUACUUAACUAGUUACUCCUUGUCCUUGGUCACACAUUUUUUUUUUAACAAAACAAACUACUCAAUUCGGUUCGGCUAAACCCAAUCCGGCCAGGAUUCCAACCUAUUCAGGAGAGGAGUGUAGCAGUUGCAAACAUCACGGCGAGGGGCAAAAAGGCCACGCCACACCGGCGAAAGUAAAAAGAAGUGCUUAGCCAAGGCCAGUCGGCCGCUGUAAUUUCCAGUCUUCUCUCCCCAGCGAAAGCCCCUCUCUCUUACUACACACCCAUCGAUGGCGAAGCCCGACGAGUUCAAGCCGGACCCGCCGUCCGAAAACCCUAAAACCGAAGCAGACGACACCGACGACGAGAAUGGCGACGGCGGAUACGAAGAAGAAGUUGAAGACACAGAAGAGGACGAGCUCGACGAGGAAGAAGAGGAUGAACCCGAACCCGAACCGCGGGUGCGAACUCCACAAUCGGCAGUCCGAAUGCAACGGGCAAAGCUGGAGGGCCUCUUCCAGCGGCUGCAGACGCAGAGCGUGCCACUUCGAGUCCACGAUGUGCUGAUUAAGGGGAACACGAAGACUAAGGAUUACCUGAUCGAAUCGGAGGCGGCGCUGCUGAAGAACUGCACUACUAUGCAGGAGAUCCUCGAGGUCUCCAGAGCUGUGAAUUUCCGGCUGCAAGCGCUAGAGGUAUUCGAUUCCGUCAAGAUCACGCUCGAUUCUGGCCCUCCGGAGCUUCCUGGGACGUCUAACGUCAUCGUGGAGGUUCAGGAGGCUAAAAGCCCCCUUUCUGGCGAAAUUGGAGCUUACACAAAGGCCGAGGCAAGAUCCUCGACUGUCGAAGGAACACUAAAGUUCAAAAACAUAUUUGGUCAUGGCGAUCUUUGGGAUGGCUCUUUUGCAUAUGGUUGGGACCAUAUAUCGGAGCUAAGUGCUGGUGUGCAUUUCCCAAGAUUCAGAGGAUCUUCAUUCCCCUUGGAUGUCCGGGCAUUCCUGCUAUCCCAAGAUUGGCUGCAGUUCUCUUCAUUCAAAGAGAGGUCAAUGGGCCUUUCUGUCGCCUUGCUCUCCUCUAGGAACCAUGACUUGGUCUACAAUCUUGGUUGGCGUACCUUGACUGAUCCAUCACAGCUGGCAUCCAGGUCAGUAAGGAGGCAGCUUGGGCACAGUUUACUGUCAUCUUUGAAAUAUACUUUCAAGGUUGACAGGAGAAAUUCAACUCUGCGCCCAGUUCGGGGAUAUGCUUUUGCUGCUACCUCCCAAAUUGCUGGCCUUGCACCGGAUAGUCGGUGCUCACGUUUCUUACGCCAGGAGGUUGAUCUUCGUUAUGCCAUCCCGCUUGGAAUUCUGAAUUCUGCUCUCAACUUUGGGAUCUCUGGCGGCAUUGUUUUCCCAUGGGGAGCUGGUUUCAAAAACAUGCCUUCACCUCUGCCCGAUAGGUUCUUCUUAGGUGGCAAUUCAUCUCCAAUUAGCAGUCUGGGGGGCCCAACAACGGUAUGGGGAUACAGAACCAGGGGACUCGGCCCUACAGAGUCUCGAAGGCAACUGAAGAGCAAUGAUGGUGAUACUGAGGAUGCUGCGGAUCCUGGAGUUGAUUUUCUUGGAGGAGAUCUUGCUGUUACUGCUUUUGCUGAUCUUUCUCUCGAUUUCCCGCUGAAAUGGUUCAGAGAUAGAGGAAUCCAUGGCCACAUAUUUGCAUCCGCUGGAAAUCUCGAGAGAUUAACGCAAAAUGCAUACAAAGAUUUCUCUCUGCAGAAGUUUGUGUCUUCAUUUCGAACCUCUGUUGGUGCUGGGAUUGUUGUUCCAAUCCAGCCAUUCCGCCUUGAGGUGAACUACUAUUACAUGAUGAAGAAAUUUGAACAUGACCGUGGCAAACCGAGAUUCGGGGUGACCUUCUCUAUGUAGCUUUUGGGAAUCCACUCCAAUUUGAGGUAUGGCAUUUUGCUGGAUUUGUGUCUGGAAUUUGGCAAUUAGAACCCCUUGCAGUCUCCAAAGCUUCAUUGGGUUUCAUUUCAAAUGUAACGUUUGAACACAGACUUGUGGUAAGUCCACAGCUUAGGAGUUUUCACCCCUUGUUUCGUUCUCCUCACGGCGGAAAGAGAUGGACAGAAAUAAUAUAAAUUUAUUGAGGAUCCCGUGUUUGAUUUCGAAGAGGAUUUCAUGUCACAGAAGCAUCUGAAAUAGAUUCUCUAUUUUUUAUUCAAAAGAAGAACGCUCACUUUGAUCUCUAUCAUCUCUUAUUACAAUGCAGUGGUCGAGAUAUUUUGUUUAGUCGACGGGCAGUAUAGCUUGGGUUUUGAAUUUCCAGACUUCUUAACUGGAAAAGAUUUGCAGC